GAUAGUUCUCCACUGUACGGAUAUUGGAUCCGAUCAUCGGGCGCUCAUUGUGGCUGACAAACCGUUUAAGAGAACGACCCAAUGUUUAUUCCGUUUUGAUGCCCAAUGGGUGGAAAAUCCGGAGGUGCGUCUGAUGGUCAAAUAUGUUUGGGAUAUUGUUUAAGCUUUGGACGAAACUCAAGAAGGUCCGGCAUAUGCUUUAUGAUUGGGCCCGUGCCGGGGUGUCUAAUUCGGCAAGAAAUAUUCGCUCUCUCCAAGAGGAGAUUGAGGCGGUCAGGCGAGUUAAUCCGGUGGAUUGGGAUAAGAUCAGGGAGUUAGAGGUGGAACUGGGGAGACAAUGGACAGCGGAGGAGUUAUUCUGGAAGCAAAAAUCUCAGGUUCGCUGGUUGAAGGAGGGGGAUAGAAAUUCCUCGUACUUCCAUACGGUGAUGCGAACUCGCGGAAGAGGAAUUGUAUCGCUAAACUCCGGAAUGAGGACGGUGGGUGGGUCGAAGAAGAACCGGAUAAGGCUAAAAUGGCGGUGGAGUUUUUUGACAAUCUGUUUACGUCUGAAAACCAGGUUGAGGAUUUGGAUGCUAGGGUGGUGGCGCUGCCUAUUGAGAGGCUGGUCACGACGAAAAUGAAUCAGGCUCUGGUUGCUCCUGUUACGCCAGACGAGAUCCGUCAUACGGUCUUUUCGAUUGAGCCUACGCAAGCGCCGGGGUCUGAUGGUUUCACGGCAAAUCUUUUUUUAUCUUUUUGGGAUAUAGUAGGGCCAUUGGUGGUGGAGGCGGUGGGGUCUUUCUUUGUUAAUGGAAAGCUCCUUCGUAGCGUUAAUCACACGUGGAUUACGCUAAUUCCUAAAGUAGAGAAAGUAGAGACGAUGCGCCAAUUGCGGCCGAUUAGUUUGUGCCAGGUCAUUUACAAGAUUAUCUCUAAGAUCUUAGCGAAUAGACUGGCGUUGGUGUUACCAACUGUGGUUUCUCCUGAGCAUAAUGCUUUUAUCAAGGAGAGACAGAUUGUUGAUAACGUUCUGAUUGGCCAUGAAAUCAUGCACUAUCUCAAGAUUAAGACGAAAGGGUACAUGGCACUGAAGGUUGAUAUGGAAAAGGCCUAUGACAGGGUUGAGUGGCCUUUCUUACUUUCGCUCUUGAAGAGACUGGGGUUUGGUGCGCAGUGGGUGCAGUGGAUUCAUGAGUGUAUUUCACCAUCAUCCUUUUCCAUCAUGAUGAAUGGAAUGCCGGCAGGGUAUUUUCGGCCCUCCCGGGGCCUUAGGCAGGGGGACCCUUUGUCCCCUCUUUUGUUUGUUCUGUGUACGGAGGGUUUGACUGCGUUGAUCAAAAAAGCGGUGUUGGAAAGGCGUUUAACUGGUGUGCGUGUUAGCCCGCGUGCGCCAAGGGUGUCAAAUUUGUUCUUUGCGGAUGACUCAUAUAUGCUUGUGCAAGCUUCGAUGCAACAAUGUGAGAACCUGCUCCAAGUUUUGGGGGAAUACGAGGAAUUGAGUGGCCAACGGGUAAAUUUGGAUAAUUCCGCGGUUUGCUUCAGUCGUAAUGUUCUCCAUGAGGAUUGUGUGGCUAUGGCAGCUCGAUUGGGCGUUGGGGAAUUGGGAGUCCAGGAUAAGUAUAUAGGACUGCCCACCUUAAUUUCUCGACCGAAAUCAGAAACAUUUCGAUUCCUGGAGGAAAAGCUUUUGCAAAAGUUACAAGGUUGGAAGCAGCGACACUUGUCCUGGGCGGCGAAGGAGACUUUGUUGAAGUCGGUGGCGGCGGCUUUGCCUGUCUAUGUCAUGGCGUGUUUUAAGCUUCCUGUUACGUUAUGUCGCCGCCUUGAUAAGUAUAUAGCUCACUUUUGGUGGGGUGGUUCGAUUGAUAGAGUUCAUUGGAUGUCGUGGCGAAAAUUGUGUCGUAGUAAGCAAGAGGGGGGAUUGGGUUUCCGUCGAUUUGAGCAAUUUAAUCAAGCCCUACUCGCGAAGGUAGGGUGGCGGAUUAUUCAGGACCCUAACUCCUUGCUUGCUCGGAUUUAUAAAGGGAAGUAUUUUCCGAACUGAACCUUGUUGGCGGCUACAGCACGGUCGAGACCGUCUUGGGGGUGGCAGAGCGUCCUACAUGGGGUUCAGUUGUUGAAAGCGGGACUGCGAUGGCAGGUGGGUUCGGGGGAGGAGGUGGAGAUUACGACAGCAAAUUGGGUCCCGGGGUGUCAUCCUAAUCCUCCAAUGGUGUUGCCCUCAGCUCAUAUUUGGGAGGGUGCUACGAUGGCCGGUUUGAUGGGUGAUGAACCAAGGACGUGGUGUGAUGAAUGCUUGGCCAACUGCUUUGCUCCUGUGGUGGCUCGGGCAAUCAAAUCGAUCGUUCUCCCAAGAUUACCUGUCCGUGACAAGCUGGUCUAGCAUGAGGACUGAACGGGGAAGUAUACGGUGAAAUCUGGGUAUCAUUUGGCGAUGAGGUUGAACAAGAGCCGAUGGAAGGGGAAGUGUGAGCCAUCCUGGAUGGAUUCCCACAUGUGGGGGAAGUUGUGGAAUCUUGGGAUUCCGCCGAAGCUAAGUUUUUUAUGUGGCAGGCCAUGAGCAGGAUUUUGCCGACUACGAAGGCCUUUCAUGCUCAGGAGAUUGGGGUGUUGGAGCGGUGUCCGGUCUGUUGGCAUGAGGUGGAGACUUUGGAGCAUUUGUUCCUUCAUUGUCCCGUGGCUAAGGACUUGUGGGCAGAUUCGGGGCUGAUGGAUAUCCAGACCGGGCUCCCAGAGGAGAAUGUUGGGCUGUUUGUUCACCGGAUGCUGGAGAAGGUAACUGAUGAUGGGAUCAUUAUGCGUUUCGUCUCAGUGAUGUGGGGGUGUGGAAGGCCCGCAACUGGGUGGUAUUCGAGGGAUGUCAAUAUAAAAGGGAGGUUUUGCGAAAUCAGUGGGUUACUCAGGUUGAAGAAUGGCAACGGAUGAGGAGGUUGGCGGACGACCGACAAUAAGGCAAGAGACGGCUGAUGCCUUUAGAUCCACAUCAGCUGCCUCAGGGUGUGUCUUGGGUGUGCUCCUUUGAUGGAGCAGUGCGUGAGGCGUCGCAUUCUGCCGUGGGGAUUGUCCUACAGGGGCCGGAUGGGGUGGUGGUUAGGGCUCUGGGGAAGGGAAUGGCGGAGCUUAUAGACCCAAUGCUUGUGGAGUUGAUGGCUCUUCGUGAGGCGAUCUUGUGGUGUCGGGCGAUGGGUUUGCAAGGUGUCUGCUACCAGGGGGAUGCUAAGGUCGUUAUCGACAAGAUUUUUUCCGGAAGCGCUUGGGAUUGCUAUGGAGGAGCAGUGUUGCAGGAAGUUUAGGUAUUGUUGGCUAAUGUGGCUGGGGAUGUUCUACGAUUUGUAGGCAGGGAUAACAAUAGGGUAGCCCAUAGGGUGGCUAGGAAGACCCUUUCUUUGAAUCCUACUCUUUUCCGGGGGGGGGGGGGGGGGGGGGGGUUUGAUUUUUGCGUUUGGCUCCAUUCGAAGAUGUAAUCGUUUGUGACCUUUGUUUCUUGUUAAUACAAGCUAUCUUUUGUAAAAAAAAAAAAAAACAUAUGUUGCUUUCCCACAUUUUAAUGAUCACCUGUCCCCAAAAAUAUCUAUAACUUGCCUCCCCUCCCCUUAUCCUAUUAAAAAACAAUAAAAAAAAUCGAAAUGCAGGCCGGCUGCUUUCAUCCGAGUUCUCCAGUCCACCCUAACCACUGCACCCUCCUCUUCGCUGCAUGCGUCGGCCCAUUUGUAAAUUUCCAACUUUUAUUAAAACCACGGAAUUAAUUGAGUCAUCAGUCACCACACACAGAAUUCACUAUUUAAAGUAUGUAUAGUGUAUGCAUACCACUUCGGCGCUACCAUGUGCCGCCGUACCAAGAUACAUACCAUGCAAUUAAAUUAAUCACACUACUAAAUAAAGCAAAGUGCCAAUUCAAGCUUGAACGAAAAAGUCCAAUAUCACGGGGUGAAAUGAAAUCCCAAGUUCAAGUGGACCAGACCAGGACUUAGAAACAACUAACAAAUUAACAUCCAAUUA
Molecule: messenger RNA, 3981 nt
Organism: Linum trigynum
Lineage: Eukaryota; Viridiplantae; Streptophyta; Magnoliopsida; Malpighiales; Linaceae
Source: the annotation of a GenBank genome assembly